CUGUUCGGCAUGGUCAGAAAUAGGUCGGCGGAAAGCCCAAACGAGCCUAAAUUAGUGUGACGCUGCAUGUUGCUAUGACAGCUGGCAUCGGUAUGGACUGGGGCGGAUCCACCAACCCAAUGGGACCAUGUGGUUCUCACUGCUGAUUUGUUGUGAUUUGUUUUCAGAUAGAGGAAAGAGAGAGAGCGAGUAUGAACAGCAGCAUAAGAACGGGAGGCGAGACAAAUGGAACAGGGGUUUCCCUAAUGAGCUGAUGUCUGGGAUUAUUAACCGAAUACCCCUUUGACAUUUAAUUUCCUCAAGCAGAGUGAAUCAUUGAUAGUAGCCUGGUGUUUUGUUGCUUCAUCUAUCUGCUAUGAAACUGGGCAAUUUGAGGCUUCCUUUAGUUGUUUGUAGGGAUAAAGAAAUAUAACAAAUCCUGUGUCAGUUUAUGAAAUAUUUCCGCUGCCAAGUAGGCAACUAGUUGCGACAGGUGCGCACUGAGCGAGACCAGGAUGGGCAGGCGGGAAAUUCGCAGAGACCACCGCAGCAGCGUGAUGAGCACUGAAGACCGGUCAGAACGGAGGGAGAACAUGCAGGACACGGCAGAUACCGAAACCGGCGAUGAUGGCUCCGAGACCUCAAGUCUGGACAGCCGUCGUCUCCUCAGCGGGGACAAGCGCCGCAGCCACACCGGGGAAACUGGCUCUAUGCCGGUGGAAGUGAAGAAGCACCAACAUAAACACAAUUUGAAACACCGCUACGAGGUAAUGGAGACGCUGGGAAAAGGCACCUACGGGAAAGUGAAGAGGGCGAUGGAGAGAACGACCAGGAAGACAGUGGCCAUCAAGUCGAUUCGUAAGGAGAGCAUCACUGAUGAUCUGGACAGAGUUCAUAUCAAGAGAGAGAUAGAAAUCACCUCCGCCCUCAAACACCCCUACAUCAUACGCUUCCACGAGGUGUUUGAGAGUCGUGAUAAGAUAGUGAUAGUGAUGGAGUACGCCAGCAGAGGGGAGUUGUAUGACUACGUCAAUGAGAGGAGGAGACUGGUGGAGACAGAGGCCAGAGACAUCUUCAGACAAAUCACCUCCGCCGUCCACUACUGCCACACGAAUGGCGUGGUCCAUCGAGAUCUGAAGCUGGAGAACAUUCUACUAGACCAGGACCUGAACGUCAAGCUGGCUGACUUUGGCCUGUCCAACCGCUUUAAGAAGGACAAUUUGCUCCAGACGUACUGUGGGAGUCCUCUCUACGCCUCCCCAGAGAUAGUCAAGGGACUGCCCUAUCAUGGCCCAGAGGUGGACUGCUGGGCUAUGGGAGUCUUGCUGUAUGCGCUGGUGUACGGCAGUAUGCCGUUUGACGGGGCUAGCUACAGAGCGCUCACAGAGCAGAUCAGCCAGGGACGCUACCGCAGACCAAAUCCUCCCUCAGACGCCUGUGCCCUGAUUGACUGGCUGCUGACGGUGCGUGUAGAGGAGAGGGCCACGGUGGAGGACAUAGCCAACCACUGGUGGGUCAACUGGGGCUAUGAGGACAGUGUAUGUGACUGCCCCUCAUCCCCCCACCAGGACUGCCCCUCCCCGCUGCUCGCCCGCUACAUAGACUGGCAGAACCGGGUUGCCACGGCAACCAGUUGCCCGAGCUCUGACCCUUCCGCUCACCCUCACCCGUUCUACUUCAGCUUCCCCCUGAAGGGUGAUCGCGGGGGAGGGGUGAGGUCGAGGGGGGAGAGGUCAAGUUUAAGGAAGUCGCGUAAGGUGAACACUAUCCCCCAGAAUGCACUGGGAGCAUGUAGUCCAGUUUGUACGACAACUGCCAUCAACACCACCACCACCACCGCCGCCUCCAUUUCCUCUUCCUCCAUAGGCCAGGUCGAGAGGAAGAAACCAAAGGGGAUUCUGAAACCCCAGCGGAGCUUUGAUUCAACCUUCCUGCCCCCUCCUAGAGUGAUGGGUGAGAACUCCUCCGCCAAGCCCUGCAACCUGCCUCCCCAGCCCCACAGAGCUCACACACACACUCACUCACACAGUGAUGGUCUGUCCACAAGCCUGCCUGCCCCCUCUAUGUUCUCCCAUUCCUCCUCCAAGAUGCCCAAGAAGGGGAUCCUAAAGAACCUGUAUGGUGGUGAGUCAGGGUACUGCUCAUCCCCAGAGAGAGGUAUGUCUGGAGCGGGCACAGGAGUAGGAGGUAGAGGGGUUGAUGGAGAUAUGUGCUGCUCUUACGAUCCCCACUCCCCCUCCCCCAGCUCAGAGCACAGUCCAACGAUGAGGACGGAAGCAGUGAGAAGGAGGAAAGGCAUUCUAAAGCGCAACGGCAAGUUCUCACACAGCCUGGACCUCCCUGAUGCCCUUCAUCCCUCCUUAUCCUCAGCUCUGGCCCAUUUCCCUGAGGCACUACACCAGCUCCAUCAGGCCUCCGGGGGCAGCAGACCCCCCAGCGUGGUGAGUGAGGACAGCCUCCUCUCCUCCGAUUCUUUUGACCUGCUGGACCUCAGCACCCAAUCACGCCGCAGGAUCUUCUCCCGGGGCACCCAAAGCAGUGCUUGCAGCUCAGAAGAGGAACUCGAGGACCCGGUAGCAAGGGCGGCAGACGGGAUUGGAUUAGGAAGAGGGCGGGGCAGAGAGGAGGAAGAUGAGAUGUCAUUGGAGGAGAGACAGGAGAUGCUAAGAUAAGAUAAAGGUUGCGUUCCCCUGCUCAACCAAUGGUUGCGUGCCACAUCAUCGACUGUCCCGUCGGGCACCAGAUUGCUAUAACAUAUGAUGUGGGUAGCUGAUACAUAAAAUACCUAUCCAGGUGUUGUAAGAUCUGGCAUGCGUCAUUAACUCCUGGGUAGAGCAAUGUGCCCACAAUAUGAUAAGCCCAAGAGAUGACUGGAUGCUUGUAAUAUCAGUUACUGGUGAUAUCUGAUAGGCCCAAAUUACUGACAGACUUUGUCUUUGCUAACCACAUGACAAAUAACAAUAAAGAAUUCAGCGGAAGCACCUAGUCAUACAACCUGCAGUGAUCGUAUGUUGAAGGAAAGUCAUCAAGAAAUUGUUCAUUUCAUCAAGAUCAGUUACUGAUUGGAAUGGAUUGAGUCUGCUGUCCUAGUGAUGGGAUAAAACACCUUUGGACUCUUUAACUGUGUGAAUGAAGCCAUCGCUGACUUUAAGGACUCCUAUGUGAACUAACAAAACACUGUACAGGAGACCACAUGGCAUUCCCAAUCUGGCCCUCAUACCAUCAUGGCCAUCUAAUCAUCCCCUACUUCCAGUUGGAUCAUUCAUCCCCCCUCCUCUCCCCUGUAACUAUUCCCCAGGUCGUUGUUGUAAAUGAGAAUGUGUUCAGUCAACUUACUUGGUAAGAUAAGGGUAAAAAAUAAAAUCCUGUGGACACGAAGCUAAUGUGCAAUGUUAAGACAUAGUUCAAAUUGUUCCUUUAAUUCAAGCAUGCUGUUUGCAGCAUCAGACUUGAGUUGUUUGAUUCCUGCAUGGGCCAAAUAUACUGUAUAAUAUACCCAUUUUAUGUGUUAAUUCUAAGUCACUUUGGUUAAAACAAUGAUCUAAAUGUCUGUACAGUGUAUGUCUUUGACUGGGGUGAAACCAAAUGGUGUCAACGUGGAUGUGUUAUCUCUGUGCCACAAGACAUGUAAUAUUACUCUUAUUUCAUCUGAUUUCACCGACAACAUGAGUCUUCAGAUAUAUAUAUAUAUAUAUAUAUAUGAUCUCUAAGGUCACAAGAGGCUGACUGAUGGCAUUUUACCAUGGAAUGUGAUCUUAUGGUCAAACAGACUGGAAGAUUGAAUGAGACUUUGAGGAUUUUAAAUCUGGGAUCUGUGCGCUGGAAAAGUGAACGGGUAUGUGAUUACAUUUGACUGGGAGGCAAGGAGGUAGUUACAUAAAGUAUUAUUGCUUUGGUUUUUGGAUUGGUUCAACCGUUUUAGUACGGUGAAAGAAAAAAUAAAUACAAGAAAUGAUGAAAAUGAAUACUUUUUUUCUGGAAAUAGGCCUAAUGUUUUCUGCUGUCUCACUUCCUUCAGAAUGAGCAACGACCAAAAAGCACAUUCGUUUAUCAUAAAUUGCAGGAAGUGUUUGAGGUAUUAAUAACUUGACUGAUUUGUGUCCCUGGCACUUUCACAGAUGUCUGGAGGUCUAGAAAUAAGAUGCUGAGAAAACAUUGUGAGCCAAUGGAGAUGACAGAUUAAACAAGCAUAUACUGGAUACAAAAAUAGGAGCUUUUUAAAAUACAAUCAUGAUAGUGAUUAUAAAACGCCUGUCUAAUACCGAACAUCCAUUUUCAGACACUUCUCUGGUCUCUGCAGUGGAGAGGCCUUUUCCCUGGGUUGACCAUAAGUAGGGGAACAUCAGGGAGAACAGAGCGUUGUGUUUAUAAUGUGCCAUUAGUGGUUGUUUUUGAUCGAUAGCAGAAACCCCAUUCUGUCCCUCUACACAAAGACAUAUUUACUCUAAAGUCCAUUUCCAUGUUCUGUUCAUUUGCUAUGAUUAGAAACCAUCUGAAGUAGUGCACUCUACUGACUGGAGUCACAAACAGAAAAUGACUGAUGCCUUGCCUCUCUGUUGCAAAUGCUGUCCAUACCACAAUCCCCUCUAUGGAGCGAAUCUAGGUCAUAGUCCAGCCAAACCCUCACCAUGUCACCUCAUGCCAUCAGAAUGACUGACCCAAAGGCAGCCAUUUUAAUCUCAGGUUGACUCUAGUGUUUUUGUUAUCCGCAUCAGAAAAGGAUGGGGUUAUUUAAAUGGCUAAUCCUAUUCUUUUCAGGGAGACUUGAUGAUGUCAUGGCUCAGGCAACACUAAACUAACAUUUACCCAAGAAUGGGAGUAAGAAUAACAUUCAGCUAAGCAACACAGAACAUCUGAAUAAUGGAUUGUAUGCAGUGAGAGUAAUUUGUCCCUCUCUUUAGUAUCAUCGUCAAGAAUCUUUUCCAUUAACUUUGGAGCAGUGUGUUUAUCUACUUGAUACGUACAGUGCGUUGCAAAAGUAUUCACCCACUUGGCGUUUUUCCUCUUUUGUUGCAUUAUACAACCUGUAAUUUAAACUGAUUUUUAUUUGGAUUUCAUGUAAUGGACAUACACAAAAUAGUGUAUGAAAAAAAUGACUUGUUUUAAAAAAUUGUUUAAAAAAAUCAAAUCAAAUAAAACUUGAAAAGUGGUGCGUGUAAAUGUACUCACCCCCU
Molecule: messenger RNA, 5153 nt
Organism: Oncorhynchus tshawytscha (Chinook salmon)
Lineage: Eukaryota; Metazoa; Chordata; Actinopteri; Salmoniformes; Salmonidae
Product: NUAK family SNF1-like kinase 1
Exons: 7
Coding region: 495-2651 (718 amino acids)
Biological process (GO): intracellular signal transduction; protein phosphorylation; microtubule cytoskeleton organization
Cellular component (GO): cytoplasm
Molecular function (GO): ATP binding; tau-protein kinase activity; protein serine/threonine kinase activity
Source: RefSeq, a predicted model, not a curated record